Molecule: messenger RNA, 342 nt
Organism: Knipowitschia caucasica
Lineage: Eukaryota; Metazoa; Chordata; Actinopteri; Gobiiformes; Gobiidae
Source: the annotation of a GenBank genome assembly
AUGCCGGUGGUUGGAGUGGCGUCCAAGCUGAGGCAGCCCACCACCACCAGGCCAGUCCACACGGCUCUUCCCAUCCCCAGCGCGGUGAGGCGGGAGCUGGGGACGGGACAGGGGUCGGUCCAGCUCAGCUCCUUCGCCGGUCUGCUGUCGGGGAAGCCGGAGAAGGUGAAGCCAGAGAGGAGCGGUGCAGGAGCUGCGUUUGUGGAGGGGAGACGGAAGGGGGAGACGGAGGAAGGCAGGAUCUGUAAGGUGAGUGUGGAGAGAGAGCUACAGGUGGAUGCAGAUAUGUGGGAGCGGGCCGUGGUCAUUCAUCUCCAUCUGGAAAGCUCUGGGGUUAGCUGA